UGUUUCCUCUCCUCUCACAGGCGCAGAUCCCCUCUCUCCAUCCAUCCAUCCAUCCGCGCCCCCGAGGACCAACCGCGCUCCUCGGCACCCCGCCCGGCAGCGCGCGGUGUGUGUGUGCUUGUGUGUCAUGAGGGACCGCAGGGAGGGGGAGCUCGUGUGUGUGUGUGUGUGCAGUUUGUUGAGUGUGUCGGGGCGGACAGGAGAGAGCAGAGAGAGAAGCGGAGCAGCAGCGAGGACAGUUUUCUCUCCGGUCUUUCACUCUCAGCAGAUACUAUGCGCAUCGCAUCGAGUGCGGGCCGGCACUAGAACCCAAGGGCAGCUGAACCGCCUCAACCCAUCAGUCUGGUUUGGCCUGCCAGUGAGUAGGAGCUCUAUGUGGAUCAAGAGUUAAAGGAAAAGCACCUGAGACUAGUGGUGAGCUACACCACCCUCAGCUCUACCCAGCGCCUCCCCCUCCCACCUCCCUCUUCCUCAGCCUAAUCCCAUCAUCCUCUGCCUCACCUUUUCCUCCCACUUCUCGUGGGAAAUCAAACGCCGCCAUGUCUCUCUUGGCCUCUUCCACCCCCUUCCUCCUCCUCCUCUUCCUCCUCCCACUGCCUCCCUGCCAGCCGGAGUCCCAGCGCAGCGACCCCAGCCUCCCCCCUGGCCUGGAGGGGGUCUCCUCCUCCAUGUUCCCCUCCUCCUCCUUCUCUCCUUCCAUGUCUUCCACUAACAGCAGCGUGGUUAUCGGGAAAUGUGAGGACGUGCCAGUGUGUAGGCCCGGCAUCCUGCUGCCCGUCUGGAAGCCCAACCGGCCCGGCCUCGGCGACCAGGUGGCCCGAGCGGUGGUCUACUUUGUGUCCCUUAUGUACAUGUUCCUGGGAGUGUCCAUCAUUGCAGACCGCUUCAUGGCGUCCAUUGAGGUCAUCACGUCACAGGAGAAGGAGGUGACCAUCACUAUGCCGAACGGGGAAACAUCAGUUGCGACGGUUCGCAUCUGGAACGAAACUGUGUCCAAUCUGACGCUCAUGGCUCUCGGAUCCAGUGCUCCAGAGAUACUUCUGUCUGUUAUAGAGGUGUGCGGUCACCAGUUCAAUGCCGGUGAGCUCGGGCCGGGAACCAUCGUCGGCAGCGCCGCCUUCAACAUGUUUGUGAUCAUCGGGAUCUGCGUGUGGACGAUCCCCAACGGCGAGUCCCGCAAGAUCAAACACCUCCGGGUGUUCUUCAUCACCGCCUUCUGGAGCAUCUUCGCCUACAUCUGGCUCUACCUCAUCCUGUCUGUCAUGUCGCCAGGCGUCGUGGAGGUGUGGGAGGCCCUGGUGACCCUGCUGUACUUCCCUGUGUGUGUCAUCCUGGCUUGGAUCGCCGACCGCCGCCUGCUCUUCUACAAGUACAUGGGCAAGCGUUACCGUGCCGACAAGCGCCGCGGCAUCGUCGUGGAGACCGAAGGAGACCUGACACCCAACAAGGGCGGCAUGGAGAUGAUCGCAGACGGCAAGUUCCCCCCACGUGGGGGCGUCGUGGCACCCGCCGAGAACUGCGGGGGCGGGACUCAAGAUGGCACAGCGGGCGCCGCGGCCAAUAACAUCGGUGGAAACCUGCCCACCUCCAACAGCACGAUGGUCAACGUGGAGAGCAGCAAGGAGCUGGAUGAGAGCCGCAAAGAGGUGAUUCGUAUCCUGAAGGAGCUGAAGCAGAAAUAUCCCGACAAAGAGCUCGACCAGCUGGUGGAGCUGGCCAACUACUACGCACUGCUGCACCAACAGAAGAGCAGAGCCUUCUACCGCAUACAGGCGACUCGUAUGAUGAUCGGAGCUGGAAACGUCCUGAAGAAGCACGCGGCCGACCACGCUCGCCGCACAGCCGUGACCGACGAGGAAGCACCAGAAGAAGAAGACGUCGGGGUGUGCAGCCGCAUCUCAUUUGAAAGUGCCCACAGUCAGUGCAUGGAGAACUGCGGCGUUCUGACGCUGGCUGUGGUCUGCCAAGGCGGUCUGGGAGAGAACACCUUCUAUGUGGACUACAGGACAGAGGACGGUUCAGCCAACGCUGGUUCUGAUUACGAGUACAGCGAAGGAACGUUGGUAUUCAAACCUGGAGAGACUCACAAAGAGAUCAAGGUUGGUAUAAUUGACGAUGACAUAUUCGAAGAAGACGAGCACUUCUUUGUGCGCCUGCUGAAUCUGCGCGUCGGCGAUGCAGAAGGCAUGUUCGAGAGCGAUGAAGUGGGUGCCCUCCCCAAGGCUCGCUUGGUUGAACCCCUGGUUGCCACAGUGACCAUCCUGGAUGACGACCACGCCGGUAUCUUCACAUUCAGCGAGCGCAUGGUGAGGGUGAGCGAGAGCGUUGGCACCAUGGAGGUGACGGUGGUGCGCAACUCCGGUGCCCGCGGCACCGUCAUUCUGCCGUACCACACCGAGCCCGGCACCGCCAAGGCUGGAGACGACUACGAGGACGCCCAUGGAGAGCUGGAGUUCACCAACGACCAGACCACUCAGACGUUCCAGGUGAGGAUAAUCGAUGAUGAAGAAUAUGAAAAACAUGAAAACUUCUACAUUGUGCUGGAGGAGCCUCGCUGGCUGAAGAGAGGAAUCUCAGCUCUGCUGCUCAACCAAGAGGGAGCAGAGGGGCAGAUGAGUGCCGAGGAGGAGGAGGCCCGGCGGAUAGCUGAGAUGGGGAAGCCCAUCCUGGGAGAGCACAGCCGCCUGGAGGUGGUCAUCGAGGAGUCGUAUGAGUUCAAGAGUACCGUUGACAAGCUCAUUAAGAAGACCAACUUGGCGCUGGUGAUCGGCACACACUCCUGGAGGGAACAGUUUGUGGAGGCAGUCACCGUCAGUGCAGGUGAUGGAGAUGACGAUGAGGAGGGUCGCGAGGAGCGCCUUCCAUCUUGUUACGACUACGUCAUGCAUUUCCUCACCGUCUUCUGGAAGGUUCUGUUCGCCUGCGUCCCGCCCACAGAGUACUGGAACGGUUGGGCCUGCUUCUUAGUCUCCAUCAGCGUCAUCGGCCUCCUCACCGCCGUCAUCGGAGAUUUGGCGUCACACUUCGGCUGCACCGUCGGGCUCCGGGACACCGUGACCGCCGUGGUGUUUGUGGCUUUGGGAACUUCUAUUCCAGACACCUUUGCUAGCAAAGUGGCCGCCAUACAGGACCAGCAUGCUGAUGCCUCGGUUGGUAAUGUCACCGGUAGCAACGCUGUUAACGUGUUCCUGGGGAUCGGCGUGGCGUGGUCGGUGGCCGCCAUCUACUGGAAAAUUAAAGGGAAGGAGUUCAAGGUGGACCCAGGGUCGCUGGCCUUCUCCGUCACACUCUUCACCAUCUUCGCUUUCAUCUCCAUGGGCGUGCUCCUGUUCAGACGCCGGCCCUCCAUCGGCGGAGAGCUCGGCGGCCCGAGGGUGUCCCGCCUCCUCACCACCCUGCUGUUCCUGGGUCUGUGGUUCCUCUACAUCCUCUUCUCCAGCCUGGAGGCCUACUGCCACAUCAACGGCUUUUAAAAAGGAGAUGGAGAAAGUUCUGGAAGAAUAUUGCACUGCAACACACACACACAUAUACUUUAACACAAAGUCCAUACAGUCCACAGUCCGACAUGAAACAAGAUUCAUCUGUUUAAAAAGCAGCCUGGAGGUGUCCUGGUCUCUGAUGCAGGGAUGCUAAAACACACACACACACACACACACACACACACAUUAUAUGUUGGCAUGUGUAAACAAAUCAUAACACACGCACAGUUACAGGCAUGAUAAAACAGCGAGAGGAAGUGUUUGUGAGGGGCGAGGAAUGUGAAUAUUAAAGGUUAAAGCAGCGAAGUGAGCGGAGAGAGGACGGAGGUGAUUGUAAAGUGUUAGAGGGUCGGGUCAAGUUGAUUUUCUAAGCAGGUUGGAGAAGUUGUCCUGUAAGAUCAGAUCCACUGACAGAGAAGAGGACGUGUGCGUGCACGCCGGACAAAAUGUAUCCAUCCGAGUCUCUUCUAUAUCACCAACAUACAGCUUCAUGUGUCUCCACUGAAGAGGUGGUGUCAGCUUCAUGUGUCUCCACUGAAGAGGUGGUGUCAGCUUCAUGUGUCUCCACUGAAGAGGUGGAGUGCUGUGUGAAAAAAACGAGUGGAAUGUUUACAAUAACAAUAACAUAAAGUUUGUUUACUACAGGAGGUUCUCAUAAAGUGGUGACGCUUGUCUAACACACUGCACAGAAGGCGGUUCUCCACACGCGCUGUAAAUAGUAACGUGUACAUAGAGUGUCGUGUUUUCAGUAGGCAGACGGUGACGCCUACGACUGAAGAGGUCAGAGAGGAUUGAAACAAUGAUCCCUGAAUAUAGGAAGUCAAAUUACAGCGAAACAGGUUUUUAAGAAUUCAUGCACAGACUGGAACCUAAAAUCUGAGCGACCAAACAAAUGAAGGAGAAGCAGGUGAAGUAAAAAACAAACAAACAAACAAAAAAAAACAUCAUACAUGUGUCUUUACACAUGGAUGGUGUCCAUGGCAACCACGGCCCCUCUGACAGCGACGGGGUUUUAUUAUUUUUUUGCAUGUAUAACCAGAUAUGGAGCAUCUUCACAUAAAUCACAUGUAUACUACGUGAAAAGGGAAAUGCAUCUGUAAAUGACAUCCCUGCAUUUGUGCGUCUGCUCAGUGAUGUCACAUCUUCCUGUAUAAAGCUGUGUGUGCAGGCAGGCAGACAGGAAGGUGGAGGAGGAGGAGGAUGGAGGAGGAGGAGGAGAGGUGUUUUGGUCUGAGAGGAACAAAAAGGACUUUUUUUUUUACUCCUCAGAAAGACCAAAACUUAAAAACAGACUGUAACUGACCUGAGUGCAGACACAGUCAGUCAUCACGGUGUCAGCGAGGGUGGUGACAGACUAACCCGUCACUGUGGCAUGUGUCCUGACAGGCUAAUCCGUUAGUGACAGCAGCAUGGUGACACAAACUUGCAUGGAUGGUCGAACAAGACUUUACAGUGUUAGUUUACUUUCAGGAGUGAAGCCUCUGUAGCCGGUAAAUUAAGAUUACAGUCUGCAGCAUAUUGAUUAGAUUUGGAUCCUAAUCUACAUGUUAAUUAGGACGCAGGAUGCUCGUCUACACCACACUGAUGCUUCAACAUUACACCCAUGCAAUGCCUUAUGGAUAACUAUCAUGUGGAAAUCUAGUAUUCAAGCUCUCAGCUGUACAAACUGUCCAGGCUGCACUUUAUUUCAUGUGUCUGUUUUUUCUUUGGUCGACUGUUGGCGUGCAGCUCAUGAAGAUCAUCCAGGUGAACUCACCACAUCAAGGGAUCGUUGUAAUUUGUCCAUCAGUGCUCAGAGCACAAUAGAAGUACCAGACAUGCUAAAAAAUAACUUCCCAUUUAAAUGGAAAGUCUGCACUUUGUUUAAAAGAACUAACUACGGUCUUUGUUUACAGUCUGACAGCUGACAGGACCACAGAAACUCUAUAGGAGAGCAGCAGUGUCACUCUAGGUUUAAAUCAGAUAGUUUCUAUAGUCAUAGUACAUUAGCGUAGGCUGUUUUCAGUGGAAAACGCAUUAGAAACACUGGCCUUUAAAGGCAUGUGUGUGUUGCUCAGUAUUGCAUGGCAGAGGAACAAACGUUCACAAGCUACCGGCUGCUAAACACUCGAGAGCUGCAAACCGGUGACAAACACCGUGCUGUCUGCAGACUGUCUCUGAUCCAUGGUGACAUUUACACACCGACAUCUCAGCUUUAUUACUGUCAACACUGAGACGCAUGAAACUGAGAAGCCGGUGUGACAAGACGUCACAGCAAACAACAAAGUGAUAAUGACGUUAACGUUAGAGUCCAGAAGAGUCGAUUUAUCAUGUUGACGCAUCACAGUUAUUAAAACUGUAAUACUCACUGCCUGAUAUCAGUCACAUUAAAUAUAUUUCUGCAGGUGCAUCACAAACAUUUCACCCACAAACGAUAAGUGCUAUACAAGUGGAAACUGUUUUUAUGAUAUCAGAAAGAUUCGAUUAGUUUACCCUGAACUAACUCUCCUUUGUAAACUUUCUAAAACCAAUUUUGUAUCUUUUCCUUGCAGAUGUAGCCGAGGUAGAUUUUUUUUGUACUUCUAAACGAUGUUUAGAGUAGUAUCAGUAUAUACAGCUGGUAGUGUAGAUGACAUCAUUACUGAAUUUAGUGGAUUUUGAUAUUUUCCACAGCGAGGAAGCUCCCCUUUGAACUGCUCAAACAGUGUAUCAUAAGCGAAACAUCUAAACAUCUAAUUUACUGUCGUCCGCUGACUUGUGUCUACGUUACUUAUGUACAUUUCUUAUCAUAAGAUGAUUUAUUUAGAUAUUUAUUUAUUUACAAGAAGAUUAUUUAUCUAUGGAUAAGCUGUGCCGCAGGUCCUUGAGGCGAGCAGGUGGGAGUUUAGUUCAAGAAAUGUGGUUUCAUUGUGCAAUAUAGAAGGAAGAAAUCAUCUUAUUUCGUUAGCAGCUUUGACGAGAGGUCAGUUCACAUAUUUUUCUGCUCCAGUGUUUGUUGUAACCUUCUGCCAACGUACAUUUCUUCAUUGGGUUCUCUUGAAGGAGGAGUUUUUGAGUGUAAGUAGCAUGUUUACAUGGAGAAACAGUGUGGAACAUUGCCAGUAUAAUUGUCAGUCUCUGGGUUGUUGUGAACUGAAGAGAGACUCUUUGUGGAUGUUAAAGGUGGUCAGUGUAGUCUACUCACUAAACCACCAGGUGGGACCAAGAUUACACAUCACACACACACACAUACACACACACACGCACACACUUGUAUGUGUAAUCUAUGACUGGGUAAAAGAUGAUCAACACCAGCGGGUAUGGAUCCCGUACCCGGCGUGCCCAGCGUUGUCCCAGCAGCAGAUGUGAUCCAGAUGUGGCUCAGCACCCAAAAACAGAACUGUCUACAAUGUCCGGACAAUGUUCAAUGUUUCCAUGAACUUCUGUACUAACUGUCUGGUCUGGCUUCGGCCUUUGCUGUUCUGUAGCUAGAUGUGAUGCCUCCCCCUCCCCCUCCCUCCCCAUCCAGCCUCCCCUCCUCCUCACCCACUCCUCCCUCAGUGUGCGUCUGUGUUUGCUUCCCCUCCGUGUUCCUCUGCAGAUGCAUGAUGACUCCCCGUGUACACGUGUUAGCAGCAUGGUCUACUGUGAUGGACGCCUAUCGGCAUAUUUUAUUGGGUUGAUCACCCACAGUUUGAAUCCCAAACACCAGAGGCUCUUUGUGAAUAAGCAAGUGGCGCACACACACACACACACACACACACACACACACACACAACCACGAUACAGAUAUACUGACACACACACACACACACACACACACACACACAGCAUUUACAGAUUCAGUGUCCUCUGCUUGUUUGUGUUCCCUUUAGAAGCUGUGAAAAGAAAGCGUGCUCUGUUGUGUUUGAGGUUAUGUCUGCAACGAGCAACAUCCCAGGUCAUCUUUUUGUUUGUUGGUGUACGAUAUUUCUCUGUCUGUGUAAGUGUUCCCCCUCUUCCUCUUCCUCUUCCUCCCCCAUCGCUCCCUCCCAGGUCUUGCUCUUCAAUGUGUCUCUCUGUGAAGUUUUUUCCUGUGAUGAUGAUGAUGAAAAUUUCUCUCUCUGCCUGAACCUUUGUAAGGAAAUAAUGACUGAGUUACUACAAUAUCUUGUGAUAGACAUAUACAUUUAUUCAAUACUGUAAUAAAUUAUUAACUGAAGAUGAUAUUUAAGUUUUUUUAUGAAAUGUGGAAAAAAAAUUCUUUGGAAAAAAAAAAAUGACAACUUGUUUUUGAGAAAACGGCAUGAGGUGUAAUGUGUUACCGAAAGAAAAUGAAGGUCUUUAAUCAAGUGAUGUUGACCUUAUUGGAAUAUAGUUUAUUUAUUUUCAAGGC
Molecule: messenger RNA, 7812 nt
Organism: Larimichthys crocea (large yellow croaker)
Lineage: Eukaryota; Metazoa; Chordata; Actinopteri; Sciaenidae
Gene: slc8a2b
Product: solute carrier family 8 member 2b
Exons: 17
Coding region: 540-3473 (977 amino acids)
Biological process (GO): calcium ion import across plasma membrane; cell communication; sodium ion transmembrane transport
Cellular component (GO): postsynapse; axon; sarcolemma
Molecular function (GO): calcium:sodium antiporter activity
Source: RefSeq, a predicted model, not a curated record